This is a messenger RNA of Psammomys obesus (fat sand rat), 3643 nucleotides long. It is a transcript of the gene Bbs1, whose product is annotated as Bardet-Biedl syndrome 1. NCBI's taxonomy places the organism in Eukaryota, Metazoa, Chordata, Mammalia, Rodentia, Muridae. The record is from RefSeq and is a predicted model, not a curated record. Gene Ontology annotation, biological process: non-motile cilium assembly; protein localization to cilium. Bases 78 to 1859 code for a protein of 593 amino acids. Gene Ontology annotation, molecular function: smoothened binding; patched binding. The transcript is spliced from 17 exons. Gene Ontology annotation, cellular component: axoneme; BBSome; centrosome.
UCUGGGCUUUCGGAUGUCCGGAUUCUAUUGGGCGUUGCGCUACGACUGAGCUGGUUGCCAAGGCGACGCCAGGGAAGAUGGCUGCGACAUCUUCAUCGGAUUCUGACAGCGGGCGAGCUGAGAGCCACGAAGCCAAUUCGAAAUGGCUGGACGCACACUACGACCCCAUGGCCAACAUCCACACUUUCUCCUCCUGCCUAGCUCUGGCAGAUUUGCAUGGCGACGGGGAGUACAAGCUGGUCGUAGGAGACCUUGGCCCCAGUGGGCAGCAGCCCCGCCUGAAGGUGCUCAAAGGACCCACAGUACUGACAGAAAGCCCACUGCCUGCCCUGCCAGCCUCCGCUGCCACCUUCCUCAUGGAGCAGCAUGAGCCCAGGACCCCUGCCCUAGCCCUCGCCUCAGGGCCUUGUGUCUAUGUGUAUAAGAAUCUUCGACCCUACUUUAAAUUCAGCCUGCCCCAGUUGCCUCCAAACCCUUUGGAACAAGACCUUUGGAACCAAGCCAAAGAGGACCAGAUCGACCCCUUAACCCUGAAGGAGAUGCUGGAGGGCAUCAGGGAAAAGGCAGAGAUACCUUUGUCUGUCCAGUCGCUCAGGUUUCUGCAGCUGGAGCUGAGUGAAAUGGAGGCAUUUGUGAACCAGCACAAGUCCAAGGUUAUCAAGCGGCAGACAGUCAUCACCACUAUGACCACCCUGAAGAAGAACCUGGCUGAUGAGGAUGCAGUGUCAUGUCUGGUGCUAGGCACCGAGAACAAGGAACUCCUCGUUCUUGACUCUGAGGCUUUCACCAUUUUAGCCAAGAUGAGCCUGCCCAGUGUCCCCGUCUUCCUGGAUGUGUCUGGCCAGUUUGAUGUGGAGUUCCGGCUGACCGCUGCCUGCCGAAAUGGGAGCAUCUAUAUCCUGAGAAGAGACUCCAAACACCCCAAGUACUGCAUCGAGUUGAGCGCCCAGCCUGUGGGGCUGGUCCGAGUCCACAAGAUCCUGGUGGUGGGCAGCACCCAAGAAAGUCUGCAUGGCUUCACCCACAAGGGAAAGAAGCUGUGGACAUUGCAGAUGCCUGCAGCCAUCCUGACCAUGAACCUACUGGAGCAGCGAUCCCGGGGCCUGCAGGCUGUCAUGGCUGCUCUGGCCAAUGGGGAAGUCCGAAUUUACCGUGACAAGGCCCUGCUUAAUGUCAUUCGUGCACCUGAUGCAGUAACCAGCCUUUGCUUUGGCCGAUACGGGCGAGAGGAUAAUACCCUCAUCAUGACUACUCGAGGUGGUGGCCUGAUCAUCAAGAUCCUGAAGCGUACGGCGGUGUUUGUGGAAGGGACCGGUGAGGUGGGCCCACCACUAGCACAGACCACGAAACUCAAUGUGCCCCGAAAGACCCGGCUGUAUGUGGAUCAGACCCUGCGAGAGCGGGAAGCCGGCACAGCCAUGCACCGGACCUUCCAGACAGAUCUCUACCUGCUGCGCCUGCGGGCUGCCAGAGCCUACGUACAGGCCCUGGAGUCCAGCCUGAGCCCUAUGUCGACCACAGCUCGGGAGCCACUCAAGCUGCAUGCUGUGGUUCAAGGCCUGGGUCCCAUCUUUAAGCUCACACUUCACCUUCAGAACACCUCAACAGCUCGGCCGGUACUGGGCCUGCAGGUCUGCUUUCUGUACAAUGAGGCACUCUAUGCCCUGCCCCGGGCCUUCUUCAAGGUUCCCUUGCUGGUGCCAGGACUCAGUUACCCAUUGGAGACCUUUGUGGAGAGUCUCAGUAGCAAGGGCAUCUCAGACAUGAUCAAGGUGCUAGUGCUCCGGGAAGGCCAGAGUGCGCCCCUGCUGAGUGCCCACAUCAACAUGCCUGUGAGUGAGGGGCUGGCAGCCGCCUGAACCCUGGACCAGCAUUCAAGCUUCCACAUAAUGGAGCCAGCCAGAUGCAGUGACUUCCAGCGUCUUAGGCCACUUUCCCUGACAGCAGUGUAGAGAGCCAUCAGUUCCCUGUUCCUCUCCGAAACAGUCCCUUGCUCCCCUCCUCUGCCACUGGGCCUCAGCAAAAAGACAGGGAGUUCUCAGAAUCAGCUCCUCUUCCCUCAGGACCCAAGCACUGUCCCUUAGUUCCUGCUGCCUACCACCUCCACAGCUCUUGAAAGAAACCUCACCAGGUCCCAGGAGGAGAUCUGGGAUAUGUCCAGGUGGGCAUAGGCCCAGCCCUUCUUCCCUCCCCUCAUCUGUUGCAGAUCAAGCCCACAACAGGUCAAGGGCUUGGCCUGGGAAACUGGUUGAGACUGAGCCCCCUGAUGCCCUUUGAGGUUUCAGGGACAUGGCUGCUGCCAGCUUAGCUCACAGAUACAUGUACUAAGUUUUCUCAGCUAAAAGAGGGGCUCCACUUUCUACCCUGCAGCCAAGGAGUCAUUGAGCUCUGUCCCCAAGUCUUAGACUAUACACAGAGAUUGUUAGAGGAGGAGGUACAAGAGGAAGAGGGGGUCCAUGUGGGGAGCUAGAGACCCCAGCCCCAGCCAGAGCUCCCACACAGCAGCUGCCCCUGACCUGGAUUCCUAUCUCCAGAGACAGUGUUCCUGAUAUGGAACACCAAGCUAGAAGGCAGAGCUAGGGCUGGUGGCACCGGGAGAGCUGUUUGUGGGACCUGGGAAAUGGCCCAAGAGGCAGGUGCCUACAGGUGCCUGUCAGGAUGCACUUAGGCCCAGGCACCCAAGAUGGCCCUGAGGUCACUGAAAAGGCACAUACCAGAGGUAUGGAAUGAAGCUGAAGACUAAAUGAAGAUGUGUUUAGAUCCCAAGUGCUAGGACCCCUGGCCCUCUCAACGCCCAUUCUGAAUCACUUGAGAACCAGGAGUCCUGCUUCUUGGAGACCAACAUUUUCUCCAGUGUGACCAAGUUUAGGCUGAUGUGUGGCGUACAGCUCAGGCUUGCGGACUUCCACCUCCUCUCUAGUACAAGAAGGCAGUUUGACCGCAUUAAUUCUAAACCACUGUCAGCUCGAGUAUGGUCAAAGCUUGGCAGCUCCUCAGGAGGAAGGGAAGAACUGGUCCAAAAAGGUGAUACUGAACUGCACAGCUUUUGUCCACAAAACCAAUGUCUCCAAGGUGGCCACUACUGCCCAAUAACAGCUUCUGUGCCUGCUUGAGGACCAGGGUGACACUGACCACUUGACCCUUCCAAAGAGUACAUCAGGGGCCAGGCUAAGAGACACUUGGGCUUGGACCAAAGAAACAGCCCAACCUCCUUCCCGUAUUGCCCAUCCCCUCCCAGACAGGCACUACCUGAGCAAGGAUGGCAAAGGGUUUCUUUCCCCAUCAUCCAGCAGAGGCAUAGCUGGAAUAAGCAGAAGGUCUGACUGGGGAAAAGGGAUGGAGGGAGUGUUACUGUCAGUCAGAAACCCAGCCUAACCCGCAGAACUAAGCAGGGAUGGAAGGUCUGCCCAAGCUGUUUGUUGAGCCUCUCGUAACUGGCAUUAUAUGAAUGGGCCUGCGUGGUCACAGCGCCAGGCUGCAUACUGGAUCGUGUGACAUUCCAGUCCCUUUCACCUCAGUUAAGCUGUGAAAUCAGAACAAAACUUUGAUGUGUGCUUUCUCCAUAGCUACUCAUGAUGAUACAAGGGGAGAAACACCGUGCCGUACAGUGCUUGGUUAGUAAGACGUGUGACAUGCACCUUCA